UAGAUUAUCGAUCAUAUUCAAGCGAAUGCGGGGAUCCCCCUUUCACGUCAUUUCCAGAAGGAGAAUUCUGGGGAAACAACGUGUUGGGGCAACCGGAAUACUAUGACGGAACGUUUAACAUUGGAGGUGUCACUGGACACCUUGCCAUACCGCUUCUCCUAGCGUGGAUGCUGAUUUACCUUUGCCUAUCGAUACCCGUAGGAUGGACCGCCAAGGUGUUUUAUGUCACCGUUCCCGUAAUUCACCUACUUCUUAUUGUCUUUAUGAUACGCGGAGUAACUUUACCAGGUGCGACUGAGGGUGUAGGCCUAUUGUUUUAUGUCUUUGAGGAAAAAACAAGAAUAAGAACAAUCCUCGCAAACCCACGGGUGUGGCUAGCUGCUGCAAGAGAGGUUUUCUGCUCCUUCUCGAUUGGUCUUGGUGCUUUUACAGCCCUUGGAAGUUACAAUAAGUUCGACUACAAUUUCUACAGGGAUAGCAUGAUCGUUACGUUUCUCAAUGUGAUGACGAGUAUUUAUUGCGGUGUCAUCGUAUUUUCAUUCAUUGGCUUCGCAUCCAACGCAAGCUAUUUACCACUAACUGUUAAUUCACUAGCCGUGCCAGGUACUUAUCUAUUUUAUCAGGUCUUUCCACGUGCGUUUCCUCUAAUGCCUGGAUCAAGAGCGUGGGCAUUUCUAUUCUUUUUGGUGGUUCUUCUGAUCUGGUUUAACUCUCAGUUUGUUACAGUGAAAUCGUUCAUUGCGUCUGUCGUGGAUGUGCUCCCUUCGUGGCUCCAAGGCGGAUAUUACCCCCACAUCGUCGUGUUUGGACUCUGUGUAUUACAAUUUCUAAUCGGUAUUCUCAUGAUUACCGAGGGUGGGGCAAAUAUAGUACUGGACUACCUAGAUCUUAGGUACUAUCAAGUGUAUUCAUUGCCCCUCGUGUGGAUCUGCUUUCAUGAGAGUGUCGCUAUCGGAUGGUUUUAUGGAUUUAGACGGUUCUCAUCGCACAUUACAGAGAUGUUAAAAUGGCAGCAGAUCCCAUGGUACUUGAUUGGCUGGAUUGUCACGUGUCCUAUUCUUUCUAUGCUUGUGUGGAUUCUCGACAUUUAUCUUCUAGUGUUCGACGAGGUUCAUAGUGACUACUGGAACAGUCAGCUUCGCAUGAUCGGCUAUAUAAUUGCAGCAUCUUCCAUGAUAUGGAUUCAUGUUGUGAUGAUAUACACAAUUGUCUACCAAUUGGUCAAAGGGGAUGGGCCUAUUCUCACGAGGCUGAAAUUGGCCUUCCGCCCCGCUGUUACACCAAACCACGACAGAGAGGGACUAGUUGGAAUGGAAAUGACAUAACGUCAUAAAAGACACGAAGGAGGUGGGGGCGAUCAGAGGGUGGGCAACGACCCAAGAUGGCUCGAUUUUAGAAUAAAGACCAAUGCCCCCUCUUUUCCUCUUAUAGCUUUUCUCUUUAUUAUAGUCCCCCAUUCAUUGUUUUCCUGUUCCCCGUUCUCCCGUAAAUUAUGAUGAUGAUGGUGAUCGUAAUAGUAAUAAUCUAUAAUAGUUAUAAAAGAUCAAAGAAGGCCGUCGCCCGCUGCUCCUUGUGACUUCGCCCCAGCAUUGAUGUCUGCCUGUGAGCGAAACCUUAUUAUAGCUACAUAA
Lytechinus variegatus (green sea urchin) is the source of this 1631-nucleotide messenger RNA. Its product is annotated as sodium- and chloride-dependent taurine transporter-like. Gene Ontology annotation, cellular component: membrane. Bases 168 to 1325 code for a protein of 385 amino acids. The record is from RefSeq and is a predicted model, not a curated record. Gene Ontology annotation, biological process: sodium ion transmembrane transport. Lineage: Eukaryota; Metazoa; Echinodermata; Echinoidea; Temnopleuroida; Toxopneustidae. The transcript is spliced from 11 exons.